AUGGACGGCUUCAACGGCGAAGGGAACGGCUCGGAGUUCAACGUCGGCGCAUCCGGUAAUGGCUCCGAGUUCGACGUCGCCAGAUACAACAACGUCUCCGACUACUACGACGCCCGCCGCACAAGGAACCUCUUCUCCCUGGAGCCGCCGGGCUCCGGAUCCGGUGCCUACAACUCGUACACAUCCGUGCCGCAUCCACUCUCGUCGUCAACCAUCCCGUCCCCAGGCCAGCUGCGUAUGUCUGGGCUCAACGUCAACGCAAGCGAAGGUUGGCCACACAUCGACGCCUACGAAGGCAUCCUUCGCUCCGGCGACCAAGCGGGCGGAAUCGGCAGCAGCCUGGGCCCCCCUCCCGUCCACAUGCCUGCCAGCAGCGGUGAGGUGCACACGGCUCUCAUGCAUCGUCAGCGCCGACCUGCAUCCAGGUUGCGCGGUGCCCGUCGUCGCGGCGCGGGUCAUGCAGUGGCCGACGACAACAACCCUCCCGUCUCGGGGAAGCAAGACUGGCUGGAACUCAAAGAUGGAUGGCCAAAAUACAUUGAUGAACUGGACCGCAUGUUCACCGGAGUUGCCGUGAACGGAGAAACCUCAUUUGUUCCUAGGGUGAGCCGCCGCCUUCACUACGUUAGCAGCGGCGAAGAAGAAGAUCAUGACCAGGUCACCCCUCUGAGCUGUGCGACCCCAGUCAGCUCUGGAAGCAAGAGGAGCAGCAGCACUCGCAGCAGUGCAUCAUCUCCCAGCAAGAAGUCCAAGAGCGCAGCUGUUCGGUCCAUGGAUGCCAACAUGAGCAGGUUCAACUCCAGUUAUGAGAUCAGGACCGUAAUGAUGCAAAACUGCUGGAAGGAGAGACAGCAGCAGGUUGCGGCUCUUGAUGAGGAGAAGAACAUCAAGAAACAAGAACAGAAAUUGGUUGCGGCUACAGCAAGAGAGGUUGGGGCGCACAAGAUACAAGGGCUGUGGGUUGGUGUGAUCAAUAUCUGCAAAGAUGACGAUGCCAGGAAUGUCUUCCUCGAAACACCCGUGGAAGCAAGGCUUGAAGUCAUUAAGCACUAUGCUGGGGAAGUUGUUGAUCAAGUUGAUGCUCAAUUGGACGAUGACGACGACUGGUGGGAGGAGUUUUGGAAUAUGCUGCUAGAAGAUGAUGAUGAAGCAACAUUUAUCUAUGGUACGUAUGACUACGCUAUACAUCUGGACAAGUAUUGCAAUAGAGCUGCGUAUAGGAACCCAGCUUAUACUGGUGAGGAAUGGGUACAAAACAAGCUUGCCAAUGAAACUGCCUGCUACAACAUGUUUAGAAUGACUCCCCAAAUGUUUUAUAGUCUGCAUAGUUUGUUGACUACAAACUAUGGCCUCACAUCCUCAACCAAGUGUACCUCUAUUGAGGCUCUAGCAAUGUUCCUUUGGAUACUUGGGGCUCCACAAUCAGUUAGGCAAGCAGAGGACAGAUUUGAGAGAUCACUAGGCACUGUGCACAACCUUUUUUACAAAGUCCUCAGCAGUGUGUUAGACCUAUCUGCAGACAUCAUUAAACCUAGGGACCCAGAUUUUACAACAAUGCAUCCUAGGGUCCAGAAUGUUAGCUUGUUAAACUUACAGGUACUUACUGCUGUAGAGAAGUACUACCUGGUGGACUCGGGGUAUGCAAACCGCCUCGGGUUUCUGUCUCCUUACCGGCAGACCAAGUAUCACAUCCAAGACUUUCAAAACGCCCCCGAACCACAAGGUAUUAAGGAGAUAUUCAAUUAUGCGCAUUCAUCUCUUAGAAAUGUCAUCGAAAGGGCGUUUGGAGUGUUGAAGAUGAAGUGGCGCAUAUUGUUUAACAUCCCGUCGUAUCCACCUGAGACACAGACACAUAUAAUAGUUGCAUGCAUGGCGUUGCACAACUUCAUCAGGAUCAAUGGUGGCUUUGAUGGUGACUUUGGUAUGCUAGACAGCAAUGUAAACUAUGCGCCUGUUGAAGCAUAUGUGGAUCAGCCUGAGAUAGAGCCUGCUCCAGACAGUGCGGACAUGGAAAGCAUGAAUGCAUUCCGAGACAGGCUGGCUCAUUAUUUGUUUAAUAGGUCGUGA
This is a messenger RNA of Miscanthus lutarioriparius, 2067 nucleotides long. The record is from the annotation of a GenBank genome assembly. NCBI's taxonomy places the organism in Eukaryota, Viridiplantae, Streptophyta, Magnoliopsida, Poales, Poaceae.